AUGCGGAUACCUCUACGACCAACUCUUGCAUUCGAUCUCGCACUGCUGCAACGCCCCUCGUCCGGCUCGGCGCCUCCGCUCGUCUUUAUCGACGAGGAGCCCUUCCUGAUCGAACUACAAGGCGCACUCGAACUACCCCACACUGGGCAGGAGGGCACGAUGGAACAGCUGGCAGGGGCCCAUGUUGGCAAGAUCGACAUUGAUGAACCCGUCAGUCUAACAUGGGUGGCUCGGGGUGGAAUUUGGCCCGGAUCUGACUCGGGCUCCUUUGUCCCAUCAGCACAAGCCCAUCUUGAGAAUAUCGCACCAUCGACUCGAAGGCAAGCUUGUCACAUUGACCGAACCGUACGCAAUCUUACGAUCGACCGCCUCGUCUUCACACGAUUCCGACAACCGCCCCAAGAAACGAUCAAGAAUUUCCUCCACGAUACCCUCAUCGCCGCCUCCUCCCCCAUCUUCGUCCCCGAUCAAGCCUCUACCCUCCAAUACGGACGGGUUGGACGAAGAGGCUGAACCACCGAGGAUCGAGAUUGUGGGCUUGAUUCGCAAAAAGAUCGUGUUCAGCAAACGGCCCGAACCGAUGAUUCAGGCCGCUAGUUCGGAUCCUGUAGGGCCGCCAACGAGUGAUGCACCUAUGGGACCGGAGGACGGGGAGCAGAGUGAUGGAGAUGAUGGAGAAGAACUUUAA
This is a messenger RNA of Microbotryum saponariae, 688 nucleotides long. Lineage: Eukaryota; Fungi; Basidiomycota; Microbotryomycetes; Microbotryales; Microbotryaceae. The record is from the annotation of a GenBank genome assembly.